This is a messenger RNA of Adineta ricciae, 1506 nucleotides long. Lineage: Eukaryota; Metazoa; Rotifera; Eurotatoria; Adinetida; Adinetidae. The record is from the annotation of a GenBank genome assembly.
AUGCUGUGGCUCAAUUGUAACAUCAAGUCGAUUGUGAAAGUUAGCUGUAACUCUAGCACAAGCAAUGUCUCGAUGACCUUUGCAGUAGAAAACGGCAUUAUUGACUUUCCACCCGUGUUACCUAACGACGGGAAAUAUGUUCAAUGGAUCUUCUUACAAACGAAUGAUGUUUAUGAAUUAUUACCACUGAACAAAGGUGAGAACGGUGGCUUAGCUCGUGUCGCACACAUCCGAGACUUGUUAUUGAAAGAAAAUCCAAAUACAAUAGCAAUUCUUGCUGGUGACCUGGUUUCUCCAUCAGCACUUGGGACAGUAAAGAUUAAUGGAACAACUCUACAUGGAAAACAGAUGAUUUCGACGAUGAACGCACUGGGACUCGAUUAUAUGACGUUUGGAAAUCAUGAAUUCGAUUUAACUGAGGAAGAAUUACUUACUCGUAUGAAUGAAUCAGCCUUUACUUGGAUAAGUUCAAAUGUAUUUCGUGUCGAUACAUCCCUUCCAUUUGGAUUAAGCGUUUCACAUAAAAUAAUCACCAUCGAUGGAGUGAAAAUUCUUUUAAUCGGUCUAACAAUCAAUGAAACCGUUGGUUAUGUACGGAUCGUCGAUCAACUCUCACUUUCCAGUUAUACAAAACAAUUUCUAACUUCGUUUGCGAAUGAUACGUACGAUGUAGUCGUUGCUAUCAUUCAUUUAGAUCUUCAGACUGAUAUCGAUAUUGCCACGAGCAUUCCACAAAUUGAUCUUAUUCUUGGUGGACAUGAACAUGAAAACUCGUAUAAUUUACGAGGAACCAAACUUGUACCGAUUGCGAAAGCUGAUAGCAAUGCGUUUACCGUUUAUAUCCAUCGUUGCGCCUUCAAUUUGGGUACGAAACAACGUCGCACUUACAGCACUUUGGCCAAAGUCUCAUCACAAGUAGCAGAGCAAGAAAAAACGGCAACAACAGCGAAUUAUUGGUUUAAUCUAGGUGUCAAAGGACUGCAACUAUUGGGUUAUGAACCAUUGCAAACUGUUUCAUGUCUACCGGAUGGUGUUCAACUAGAUGGAAGAUAUCAAUCAGUCACGACUUCUAACACGCUUCUAACUGAAGCUAUUUGUGAAAGUUUGAUUAAAGCAACUGAACCAUUUGCCACAACGGUUGGGCUUCUUAAUGGUGGAACGAUAGCACAAUACGAUAUCCUGCGGACAUUACCUUUUCCGAAUACGGUGGUCGCUCUUGCUGUUCCUAGUCAAAUUCUUGCUCAAGUACUUACGGAUGGAAUGUCAGCGAAAGAUAUUGGUCUAUUCAUAGAUUAUACUGGUGUACAGACACCAGAUCAAGGAUCAACAUGGUUGAUCAACGGAGUUAAUAUUAAUACAGAUGAUCUGACGUAUAGAGUAGCAACAACAGAUUAUCUCAGAAAUAAUACGAAGUUAAAUAGUACACUUGUUACGUUUUUAAAACAAACGGAUCAAACACAAACUAAAAUCUUUAUCGAUUAUAUGAAAAUUAAAUACCCUUGCUAA